This is a messenger RNA of Gossypium arboreum, 1113 nucleotides long. Its product is annotated as myb-related protein 308-like. NCBI's taxonomy places the organism in Eukaryota, Viridiplantae, Streptophyta, Magnoliopsida, Malvales, Malvaceae. The transcript has 3 exons. The record is from RefSeq and is a predicted model, not a curated record. Bases 90 to 986 code for a protein of 298 amino acids.
AAAUAGUAAUUGGAAAGAGUGAACUCCUCUUAAUGGGAAUGGAAGGGCUGUGGUGAUAAAACAAAGGCUGAUGAGCUGAGUGUUUAGGGAUGGGCCAUCGUUGCUGCAGCAAACAGAAGGUUAAAAGAGGGUUAUGGUCACCCGAAGAAGAUGACAAGCUCGUCAAACAUAUCACUACCCAUGGCCAUGGAAGCUGGAGCUCUGUCCCUAAACUUGCUGGCUUGCAGAGGUGCGGGAAGAGCUGUAGGUUGAGAUGGAUAAACUACUUACGACCAGACUUGAAGAGGGGUUCUUUCACAGCUGAGGAAGAACAGAUAAUCAUUGAUGUUCAUAGAAUUUUAGGCAACAGAUGGGCUCAAAUAGCCAAGCAUCUUCCCGGGAGAACCGACAAUGAAGUGAAGAACUUUUGGAACUCUUGCAUUAAGAAAAAGCUACUCUCCCAAGGCCUUGACCCCAAAACGCACAACCUCCUUUCUUCACGUCAAAGAGCUUCUAAUAAACUUGCAUGCAAAUAUUCAUCAUCAUCACCAUCAUCACAAUCACAACAUGGUUCCUUCACUGUUUUCAACAUCACUUCACAUGCUAAAGAUACCAACAACAACAACAACACCACAAUGAUGAUGAACCCACCGCCACCUGUUGUUACAUUCCCUCAUCAAAGCCCAAACCCUAACACUACUUAUGCUCAAAACCUUUACGGUUCAUCAAUGGAUACCCCAUUUGUUUCUUCAUCAUCUUGCUUUGGUAACAUGUUGUAUGAAAGUGAUCCUUGCAUUUGGGAUGAUGCUAAUGCUGUGGUUGAAACAUUUGAAGAACCAAGAGUGGAUAGCUUGCCACCAAUGCCACAACCACAACAGCAAGAGAAUGAUGAUAAAAUUGAUAUGGAUUGUUCAUUAAUGGAGGGUGGUGCUGGUAGCUUUGACCUUGGCUUACUUGAGUCCACACUUCUGUCUGCAGCAAUGGAUGAUUUUGGAUGGAACUUUUAAGGGUAAAAAUACUAUGGAGGCUCUUGUACUACAAGUGAGAUUGUGUUUUACUCUCUUUACUCAAAAAAUGAGCAAAUUAGUUAAUGUAGAUUAGAUCAAAGAGCAAACUGGUUCUUUCAGUUCAAAA